UAUGGACACAGCCAGUAAGGGAUGUGUAUAUGAUUGUACAUAUGAGUAAUGGGUUUUGUUUUUCUUGCCUUCUCAGUGGGGAGGGGAGGGAAAGAAUGUAGAACUGAAAAUAAAAUAAAUUUGAAUUUUUUUAAGCGCUUUUGGCAGAGGAGACGGAGCUCGCUGCCUCGUCCAGUUUCCCCAUGGAGGUAUGACUGGCUUAUUUUUACUUUUCCUUAGCAGGGAUUUCCUGCGUCAGUCUCGUCAUCUUCCUUCCAAGAUAACAAUGAUGGUUGUGACAGCACCGGCUACUACCUCCACUGAGGAACGGCAGAAUAUAACCCCGCUAGGAAUAGCCGUCCUCAUUGUGUUCCUCAGCCUGUGUGGCCUGGCAGGGAAUGGGACCAUCAGCUGGCUUCUUGGGUUCAGCAUGAGGAAGAACCCCUAUUCUGUCUACAUUUUCAACUUGGCCAUCUCUGACUUCCUCUUCCUCCUCUGCAUGGCCCUUUCAAGUAUUCUUAACAGGCCCGAGUCUGGCCACUGGCCCAGGAGUGUUUUUGAGAUGCUGAGAAGAAUCAGGUUCUUCUUUUACACCCUGGGGUUGAGCCUGCUGGCCGCCAUCAGCAUUCAGCGCUGCAUCUCCGUCCUCUUCCCCAUCUGGUAUCGAUGUCACCGCCCCAAGCACCUGUCCAGCCUGGUGUGUGCCGGGCUGUGGCUCCUGGCCAUCCUGGAGAAUCUGGUGGCUAUUUAUUUCUGUGCUGUGCAAAACCAAAAUCCAAAUUCCUGUAAAAAAGUCGACGUGUUUUUUGCGGUCCUGAUUUUUGGGGUCUUCACCCCAGGGAUGUGCCUAUCCGGCCUGACCCUGUUCGUCCAAGUCCGGAGGGUCUCCAGGAGACGCCAGCCAGCAAGGCUCUACAUCACCCUCCUGGCCACCAUCUUGGUGUUUCUCAUCUGCGCCUUGCCCCUGGCACUCUACUGGUUUGUCCUUGGCUGGUUCAUGCAGGAUGACAGGCUGUGUGGGCUUAUCUACGACGUGGCAAAAAUAUUCUCCUGUGUGAACAGCACAGCCAACCCCGUCAUUUACUACUUGGUGGGGAGGCAGAGGAAGAGAAGCCUCCGGGAGCCCCUCAGGGUCGUGCUAGAGAGGGCGCUCGGGAACGAAGAGAUGUCCCCUGAAGAAACCGCCGAGCUGGGAUCGGAGAGUCGGGGGGCUCAGGGGGCGAGCGAGGAUGCCCUUGAGGACAUCCCAAGAAUAACGGCCAAAUAUAGACACUCCCAAUCUGUCUGA
Molecule: messenger RNA, 1267 nt
Organism: Gracilinanus agilis (Agile Gracile Mouse Opossum)
Lineage: Eukaryota; Metazoa; Chordata; Mammalia; Didelphimorphia; Didelphidae
Product: mas-related G-protein coupled receptor member D-like
Exons: 1
Coding region: 191-1267 (358 amino acids)
Biological process (GO): G protein-coupled receptor signaling pathway
Cellular component (GO): membrane
Molecular function (GO): G protein-coupled receptor activity
Source: RefSeq, a predicted model, not a curated record